AAAAUGAGUAUGAUGCGCAUUUGUUUCAGCUCUCUCUGCAUUUGGGUGGUGAUCAUAGCUUUGAAUUCAUGCGCAUUUGCCGUCGACGUCUCUCACGACGGAAGGGCGCUCAAGAUCGACGGCCAGCGCAGAAUUAUCCUCUCCGGCGCAAUUCACUAUCCUAGAAGCACCACUCACAUGUGGCCUGAUUUAAUUAAGAAAGCCAAGGGCGGUGGAUUAGACGCUAUCGAGACAUAUAUUUUCUGGAAUGCGCACGAGCCAGUUCGAAGGCAGUAUGAUUUUAAUGGAAAUUUGGAUUUUAUAAGGUUUAUUAAAACUGUUCAAAAUGAGGGAUUAUAUGUUUUCCUUCGAAUUGGACCAUACGCUUGCGCCGAAUGGAACUACGGAGGAUUUCCUGUUUGGUUGCAUAAUCUGCCUGGUAUUCAACUUCGUACGGCAAAUGAUGUUUUUAUGAAGGAGAUGCAAAACUUCACCACUUUAAUAGUGGAUAUGGUGAAACAGGAGAAACUAUUUGCAUCACAGGGAGGCCCAAUUAUUCUUGCACAGAUUGAAAACGAGUAUGGAAAUAUUAUGGGUCCAUAUGGAGCUGGCGGUAAAGCAUAUAUCAAUUGGUGCGCAAACAUGGCUGAUUCACUUAGUAUUGGGGUUCCAUGGAUUAUGUGCCAACAACCUGAUGCACCACAACCUAUGAUAAACACGUGCAACGGAUUUUACUGCCACGAAUUCCAACCAAAUAACCCAAAUAGCCCCAAAAUGUGGACAGAAAAUUGGCUUGGAUGGUUUAAAGCUUGGGGCAAUAAACAUCCAUAUAGACCUGCUGAGGAUGUCGCAUUUGGCGUUGCUCGGUUUUUCCAAAAUGGUGGCACUUUCAACAACUAUUACAUGUACCACGGUGGAACAAAUUUUGGGAGAACGUCUGGUGGUCCGUACAUUACAACAACAUACGACUAUGAUGCUCCACUCAACGAAUAUGGGAGUCUGAAUCAACCCAAAUAUGGACACUUGAAGGAGCUUCAUGAUGCAUUGCAUUCAAUUGAGAAGAUUCUCACUUAUGGCAAUAUUUCAACCAUCGAUUUUGGGAACUCUGUAAAUGGAACUGUUUAUUCCUACAACGGCAACUCGAGUUGUUUUUUCAGCAACGAAAAUUCGACGUCGGAUGCUACAAUACAUUACAAAGGGGUUGACUACAAAAUUCCAGCAUGGUCUGUUAGCAUACUCCCAGAUUGUAAGAAGGAAGUAUAUAACACAGCUAAGGUUAACACUCAGACAUCAGUGAUGGUAAAGAAGUCUGAUAAUGGUGAAAAUGAGCCCAUUUCUCUUGAAUGGAGAUGGAGACCUGAAGAAUUAGAUACAACUGUGGUGUAUGGGAAGGGCCAUGUUUCUGCUACACAACUUUUGGACCAAAAGGUCAUGAAUGAUGUUAGUGAUUAUUUAUGGUACAUGACGAGUGUUGAUCUGAAGAAGAACGAUAUCAUGUGGAGCCACAAUAUGAGCCUUCGAGUCAAUGGAACUGGCCAUAUAUUGCAUGCCUACAUUAACGGAAAAUACGUUGGUUCAAAAUGGGGUGGGUACGACAGCGUUGAUAAUGUUUACGAGACGAACGUCAAGUUGAAACACGGCAAAAACCAAAUAUCAUUACUCAGUGCUACAGUCGGACUGCAGAACUACGGUGCUCGAUUUGAUCUUGUAAGAACAGGAUUAGCCGGCCCCGUUGAGAUAAUUGGGAGGAGAGGCGACGACACCCUCAUCAAGGACUUAUCCACACACAAAUGGUGGUACCAAAGCGGUCUCAGAGGAUUCGACGACCACUUAUUCAAAUUCAAAUCUACCUCAACAUGGAGAUGGGAUGAGCUUCCUAUUAAUAGGAGGAUGACUUGGUAUAAGGCAAGCUUCAAGGCCCCAUUAGGAGAGGAGCCGGUGGUGUUAGACCUGAUCGGGUUGGGGAAGGGCAUGGCGUGGGUGAACGGCCACAGCCUCGGCCGGUAUUGGGCCAGCUACAUCGCCGGAAAAGGAAACUGCUCCGAGUCCGAGCAGCCGUGCGACUACCGCGGCAAAUACUCUGCAGAGAAAUGCGUGUCCGGGUGCGGCAAGCCCUCGCAGAGAUGGUACCACGUGCCUCGCUCGUUUCUGGUGGAAGAGGAAAACGAGGUGGUGCUGUUUGAGGAAUUUGGAGGGAACCCGACGUUGGCCGGGUUUCGAAGGGAGGUAGUGGGGAGCGUGUGCGGCACCGCCUACGAGAAUAGGACUAUGGAGCUGUCGUGCUCGCCGGGGCGGACCAUUUCGGCGAUUGGGUUUGCCGCUUUCGGCGACGCGCGCGGAAGUUGCGGCUCCUUCCGCAAGGGAGCUUGCACCUCCCAAAACGACGCGCUGCCCGUUGUACAGGAAUGCGUUGGGAAAGAGAAAUGCAGAAUAGUGGCCGCGGAAAGCGUGUUUGGAUCCAGGGAUUGCGAGGAAGGGAUUUGGAAGAGGCUUGUAGUGGAAGCUCUGUGCUAGUUUGUUUCAUCAUGUUUUGUGCAUCCUUCAAUUUUUAUGACUCUGACGCAACUCUGUUGGCUCAUAUUGUCUUCCUCUUUUUGAUAUUUCUUGAAAUUUUAAACUUUGUUUCACCCCAAACACUUCAUUUCUACUUUGCAUCUCCAUCGCUUCUAUUUCUGAGGCACCUCUUGUUGAAAUGUAAGAUAGAAUAUCGUUGUCUCCAAACAAACUCUUUACCAUAAUUCAAUCCUCUAAAUAACUACAAAUCCAAAAUUGCGAAUUCCAAUAGUUAGUCUGCGGAAUAUGUAAA
Messenger RNA from Salvia miltiorrhiza (redroot sage), 2785 nucleotides. Its product is annotated as beta-galactosidase 15-like. Gene Ontology annotation, cellular component: cell wall; vacuole. The coding region runs from base 4 to 2493 and encodes 829 amino acids. Gene Ontology annotation, biological process: carbohydrate metabolic process. Gene Ontology annotation, molecular function: carbohydrate binding; beta-galactosidase activity. The record is from RefSeq and is a predicted model, not a curated record. The transcript is spliced from 15 exons. Lineage: Eukaryota; Viridiplantae; Streptophyta; Magnoliopsida; Lamiales; Lamiaceae.